Messenger RNA from Pungitius pungitius (ninespine stickleback), 1416 nucleotides. RefSeq lists its product as uncharacterized. Gene Ontology annotation, molecular function: actin filament binding. Gene Ontology annotation, biological process: actin filament organization; regulation of cell shape. Lineage: Eukaryota; Metazoa; Chordata; Actinopteri; Perciformes; Gasterosteidae. The coding region runs from base 8 to 979 and encodes 323 amino acids. The record is from RefSeq and is a predicted model, not a curated record. The transcript is spliced from 3 exons.
CACUUAAAUGGUACCAGAGAGCCCCACAGAGCUGGACCUUUUCUCUCUUCACUGGAUAAGAAGGAUUUCUGAGAAAAGCAGACGGAUGGAGACGGAGACGAGCCCGAUGCCUCCGAAGGCCCCGAGGCUGGCGGCAGGAAAGGACGCGCUCGCAUCCCAGGUGCUGGAGAUCAUCGGAGGGGCCGCUCUCGAGGCCCUCGGCACCCGGGGGGAUCCCGAAGAGAGAGACGCGUGGUCCAUGGAGGAGGGCGACGACUCCGUGUUCUACAGCGACGAGGACCGACCUCGCGAGGAAACGAAGGCCGCCCCGUCUCCCGGCUCUGGCGGCAGCGACCGCGAGCGCCUUGUCAACAGCGUGGCAUCUGACGAGGAUGACUCGGCCGAAGGAUCCGUUACGGACGAAAUGGAAGAAACCGCAGGGGUGGGGGCCGAAGCGCCUCGGCCGGCGUUUCGAGAAGAGGAGAAACGGCGAGAGCUCCGGAGACCAGCAACCGAGGCCGUGGGGGAGUCGGAUCCUGCAGAGCCAGGAGCCGAGUGCUACGUGACCCCACAGGGGUCAGCGAGCAGCCGAGGAGGAUCUUUAAACUGCGCCGUCACAAACGCACAAGCUCAGCGAAAUAUUUCAGCAGAAAAAGCUGAGAAAAAAGAAGCAACCCUAAACCUCCAAGUGUUGCACCAAACCGACGGGGAGCCCAGCGGCGAGGAAGCAGACGUCCCGCAGCGGAAACCCAGCGCUGCGCUCCGGGUGUUGGGCGACGGGACGCUUCAGGUGGAGCCGGAGAAGGGCCACGGGGUCAGAGGCCCCGCGGGGUCACACGGGGACUCCGGCUCAGGCCCCUCCGCUCUGCCUCUGCCGAAAAAAUCCUUCAAUCACCUCUCCUCCGCCUCCAAAUACGGCACCGUGUCGUACCGCAAGAUCCGCAGGGGCAACACCCAGCAGAAGAUAGAGGCGUUUGAACACAUGAUCGUGAAGUUGUAACUGGAUGGUUUAAAGAGCUUUUCGAAAAAAGGAAAAUGAAAACCGCUGGAGAUGCUCCAUAACAACACUGAGUGCACAUGUAUGCCAUGCAGUGCACAGUCUGCAUAUUUAUUUGUUCUAGUUUACUUGUGUGUAUUGAAAAUACGUGAUAUAAUGAAGAGCUACAUAGUCUAAUAUCGGACGAGAGCAAUGCCUCCCAAGAUGUAUAUAUUAUUAUGGAUGGCUUUAGGAUGAAAACCUCUUGGUAUGUAAAACAGGGAUUUGAGCAGCAGAUUGAACGAAUUAGACACUCGGGGGUUUAUAUUCGUACUAAUAACCAAGUUGUUGUUUUAGAGCUGUGGUAUCUUUAGGAUAAGAAGUUCCAAGUGAUAAAACAUACGUAUUUAGAUGUACUUAAAAGUGCUGGAUAAAAAAUAAAAAUGAAGUGAUGCGUUCAA